Molecule: messenger RNA, 1159 nt
Organism: Ectocarpus siliculosus
Lineage: Eukaryota; Phaeophyceae; Ectocarpales; Ectocarpaceae
Source: the annotation of a GenBank genome assembly
UACUCUCGCCCCCCCUCCCCCCCCCUCUCUCUGUGGUGUGUGCGUGCGGGUGGCCUGGUCGUCGCUGACGAAAGAAAUGAAGCUAACCGUCGGCGUGGCCUCCUUCUCGCUGACCGUUGUAUACGCGUUUCAGGCACGUCCUUUGGGAAUACCGCAAGGAGGUGGGCGACGUUCAACGGCUGCGUUAGCAUCGACCGAUGGCUGGGUCGCCCUGCCGGUGAAUCCCUCCGCAGGUGGCCGGUCCAGAACAGUUUCGUUUAGCCCUUCCAACCUGGAAGACUUGCAGGUCGUUGAAAAAAUUCUCCAACAAGAUCAAGUCGGUGAGGCUUGCGUCUUGAUCAUUCCGAGCUGGCGGCAUCAUCCUGUCCAGUAUGACUGCCUGUCAGCCUGUUUAGAGGCCCUCAAGAUCCCCACUGCGGUGCAGCCCCUUCCCGAUGGAUUGUGGGCACUUCUCCUUCAACGCCUUCAGGUACAUUCAUUGCGCAAAGCUGCGAGGAAAGGAGUCCUGGAACAACUGAUCGUGCACGCUCUGCAUAGGCCAUUUAAUCAUUUGGAUCUAGCGCUCAGAUUGCACUCGGAUCGGAACACCGGGCGUCGUAUAACCGUCAUCGCAUCGGACGACUCGGCGUGGCUUGUGAGGGCAUUCGUGAACAGCCGCUCCCAACAGUGGCGUAAAGAGGUGCCUUUGGACACGGCGGUACUCGUCGGUGGGUAUCAUAAGAGCAUUGUUGGAGAUCUAGCCUUGGAUGUCUUUCCCAACCCACCACCAUCACCACCUCCGGAUGGACGCGUUGUUAAGUUUUUCAGCUUGAACGGUCGCGAAGGUGGUCGCGUGGAUGGGAAUGGCGACAUUGACCUAGAGGCUUCGAUAUCGUGCAUGUCGUUUGAAGAAGACUCCGAGAGCUGUAUCCUCCAGGAGUACGAGGUUGAACACAGCGGUUGGCUCUCUCUGCUAGGAUCAACCUCUCUGCUGAGCUUAUGGGUCCCUCGUGUUUUACGUGCUUAAAGGCCGUUCUUUCUGUAGUUAGGUAUCCUGGUUGCUAUCUAUGUCGUGUGUGGGAAUCGUGUGGGCAUCCGGCUAGCUGUUAUGGUAUUAGUAGUGUCCAUUGCCGGUGGUGUACGCAGCGUCUUCCGCGUGAAACUUAACCUUGUACAACUU